AUGUCCACCGAUAUUGUUGACGAACCUCUAUCGACAUCUUACGAUUUUUGUGAUGCAAAAAGUGCUAUUAUUGUUACACUUUAUGCUCAUGGAGCAUUUGAAGUAAAAGAUAUUGAUAUUUCUAUUGAAACAGAUUCACUUGAAGUUCGUACACCAGUACAUGAAAUAUGGAUAUUUCAAUUAUGGGAACAUAUUUAUUCUGAUCGUGGUGAAAUUGAAACAAAAAUAAAUGCAGCAAAAACACAAACAUCAAUUGAAAUACGUUUAAUAAAACAACAACCACGUAAAACAUGGCCACAAUUAUAUAGUUAUGGUUCAAUACCAAUAACACCACAACGUGAUAAUCAAUUAAAUGAAUAUAAUGAUAUUUAUAUGAUUGAUCAAGAACAAUAUGAUUUAUCAAUAAAAAAAUUAAAAACAGAUUUUUAUGAAACAAAUGAUAAAUUUACAUCAAAUAUUUAUAUUAAACAAGUCUAUGAUUGUCAAUUACAUUUUACUGAAACAAAUUUUACAGCUACUUUUCAUACAAAUGAUGAAAAUUUUCUUAAAAUUCAUGGAAUAACAUCUGAUAGAUCAAUAAGAUUAUUUGUUCGUGUAAAAGAACGUAUUAUACCACAUAAAUGUUCAUCAAGAAUAACACAAACAUUUAUUGAAAUCAUACUUAUUAAAGAUAAUCCAAAUAGUACAACAAAAUGGGGUCGACUUGAACCAAAUGAAUAUUCGGAAUCUCGUCCACUUAUCCAACAAACAUCACCAAAUACACCACCAUCAUCACCAAAUUCUACAAUGAUUAAUUCAAAUAAAGCUAUCCCAUUACCACCUCCACUUCCACCACCAGCAAUGGAUCGAAAGACAGAGAAAUUUCCUACAGCAUCAGCAUUUUCAUCAUCAAUUCAUCAGAGAGAUACUACAUCGACAUCAAAUAUUCCAUCAUCAUCAUCAUCAUUAAUUGGUUUUACUGGAAUAUCUAAUCCAGCUAAUUCAUGUUUUAUGAAUGCUGCUGUACAAUGUUUAUCUAAUACACGUGAAUUACGAGAUUAUUUUCUUGAAGCUUGCUAUUUAUCUGAAAUAAAUCGAACAAAUCCACUUGGUACGAAGGGUGCCAUUGCUGAAGAAUUUGGUACUUUAAUGAAAAAUUUAUGGAGUGGAAAACUUAAUUGGGCUAAUGCAAAUCGUUUACGAGCUUUUGCUGCUCAAAGACAUCAAGAAUUUGUUGGUAAUGGUCAACAUGAUGCACAAGAAUUAUUAACUAUUUUAUUGGAUGCUAUUCAUGAAGAUCUUAAUCGAAUAAUAACUAAACCUCAAGUACCACCAAUAGAAGAUCAAAGUCGACCUGAUCAUAUUGUUGCUGAUGAAUAUUGGCGUGGUCAUUUAAGUCGAAAUGAUUCAAUUAUUGUUCAAUUAUUUACUGGUCAAUUUAAAUCGAAAACAAAAUGUCCACAAUGUCAUAAAGAAUCAAUAACUUUUGAUCCAUUUACAACACUUUCUGUACCAUUACCAAAACGAACAGCUGUUGAUACAAUUGUUACAUAUAGAAAUGAUGAAAAACCACCGAUUAAAUAUCGUAUUAUUAUGUCAGCUGAUGGAUUAAUUAGUGAAUUUAAACGUGCUUUAUCUAAUAAAUGUGGUUUACCAGCGAAUAAAAUGAUAGCAUAUAAAAUUCGAGGUAAUCGUAUUGUAGAUCAUCUUAAAAAUGAUGAUCGUCUUACAUCAACUGGUUAUUCAUGGAAUAAUAAUGAUAUUAUUUAUGUAACAGAAACAAUAACAAGUGCUGAAUGUAAUAAUGAACCAAUUAUUCAGUUAACAUUUAUGCAACGUAUAUUUAAAUUACAUGAAUAUGUUGCAUCAUGUGGUUAUUGUCAAGCAUCACCUAAUCCACAUAGUUCAUCAAAAUUUUGUCCUAAUUGUUAUCAAAUAUGUUAUUGUGAUGAUAUAUGUCAAAAACUUCAUGCACAAGAACAUAAACAUUAUUGUGGAUUUCGAUCAACAGAAAAUUAUGAAGUAAUUGGUAUUCCAUUUAUUAUUUCAUUACCAGAAUCGAAAUUAACAUGUAAAAAUGUAUUUGAACAGAUUAGUAUUUAUGCUAAACGAAGUGUAGAUAUUCAUAUAGAAUGUUCAAAACGUACUCGACGAUCAUUACCAUUAAAUGAUGAUUAUGAUGGUGUGAAUAGUGAUUUAGAGGACGAUGAAAGAGAUGAUAAUGAUGAUGAAGAUACUUUUAGUGAUAUUGAAAAUAUUGAUUGGCCAACAAUAAAAAAUACUCUUUCAUCAUCUGAUUCUUGGUCUAUAUGUCGUUUAGGUGAUUAUUUUGUUAAAACUGGUAAAAAUAAACGUCGUCGUCAUUAUCAUCAUGAACAAAUAAAUUCUAAAGAUAAAAUAAUUGAAAAUAAUAAUCAUGAUGAUGAAACAAUAAUAUCAAAUAGUGAUAGUAGUACAGAAGAAUUUGAUAUGCUUGAUGAUAUAUAUAGAAAUCAACAAUUAUUUCGUUUAAUGCCACAACCAUCAAAUAAUUCAAAUAAUAUAAUUCAACCAAUUGUUGAACCAGGUGAUGAUGCUGAUAAAAUUUUACGUCGUUAUACAACAUUUUCAAUUGAUUGGUUUACAGAUAAUAAAAAUGAAGCACCAUUACGUGUUAUACCAUCAAAACAUCGUAAUGGUAUAAAUGAUCUUAUUGAAGAUGGUAGUGUUUCUAAUAUAUCUUCUGGUGAUCAAGAUAUAACACUUCAACAAUGUCUUCAAAUGUUUAUUGAACCUGAAGUAUUAGGUCCUGAUGAUAAAUGGUUUUGUCCAAAUUGUAAAGAACAUAUGCAAGCUGAAAAGAUUAUGUCAGUUUGGCGUUUACCACCAAUACUUAUUAUACAUCUUAAACGAUUUAAAUAUAAUCAUGGUUCAUCAUUUGGAUAUUUUUCUGAUUCAAGAGUUAAAAUUGAUACAAAUGUUAAAUAUCCAGUUCAUGAUCUUAAUAUGGCUUCAUAUUGUUCAUCAACAACAGAUUCAUCUCAAACUCGUUAUGAUUUAUUUGGUAUUAUAAAUCAUCGUGGUAGUGCAUGGUUUGGACAUUAUACAGCUCAUGCAAGACUUUUAGCUUAUAAUGAUUCAGCUAAAACUGAAAUUGCUUGGAGAAAUUUUGAUGAUGAACGUGUAUCAACAUUAUCAUAUGAAAAAGAUCUUGCUCGAUCUGAUGCUUAUGUUCUUUUUUAUCGUCAUCGUCAUUUACCAGUUAAUUUUGUUAUAAAUGAACAGAAUACAUCACCAACAUCAAUGGAUAUAUAUGAAGAUACAGUAACAAUGGAAUCAUCUUCGAUGAAAGAUAUACAAGAUCUUUUACAAUAA
Messenger RNA from Rotaria sordida, 3333 nucleotides. The record is from the annotation of a GenBank genome assembly. NCBI's taxonomy places the organism in Eukaryota, Metazoa, Rotifera, Eurotatoria, Philodinida, Philodinidae.